Messenger RNA from Tachysurus vachellii, 729 nucleotides. RefSeq lists its product as uncharacterized. Gene Ontology annotation, molecular function: channel activity. The coding region runs from base 1 to 711 and encodes 236 amino acids. Gene Ontology annotation, biological process: monoatomic cation transport; cytolysis in another organism; pore complex assembly. Gene Ontology annotation, cellular component: pore complex. The record is from RefSeq and is a predicted model, not a curated record. NCBI's taxonomy places the organism in Eukaryota, Metazoa, Chordata, Actinopteri, Siluriformes, Bagridae. The transcript has 5 exons.
AUGGAUCACCAGCCGUACGACUCCUCCUUACAACCCUGUGCAUGCUGCUGUAAGGAAAAUGCCAGCAGGACAGAGACGCAGUACAUCUAUGGUCCAGUCAAUGUAAUAGAGAAGACUGAGUUCAGUUCUACCUACAGUAUAGUACAACCACUUAUUGAGAAUGGGGAGUCAUUGAGAGGCACCAACAUUGACAAUAUAUCCCACAGUAUAAGCACCAUAAGAAAUGUCUCCAUUCAAAUUACCAAUUUCACAGACAGGUACACCUUAACAAACCCAAGGACCUACAAUAGCAGUGGAUGUUGUCUUAAUCCUCCUCAGUUUACAGUGGCAAAAAAGACCAGUGAAGCCUGCACCUUUAGCAAAUCAGCCUCAGCGGCACGUGGCUGUGCUGGAGUCCUGGCAUACAAGAUCCUUAAAGAUGAAGAGCACUUUGUCGGGGAUCUUGUCAUAAUGUUUUCUGUGCCUUUCGACUACAUUUUGUAUGAAAACUAUUUAGCUCUUGGAAUUUUUGAAAACCAAGUUUCAUGUAAUCAUAAUCUGUUUUAUGAAAUGUAUAACAUGAAAGGUACAUUCACCAGGCAAAAGGCUACAGGAAGUGAAGUCAUGUAUUCUGGACAAGGAAUUUGUGUCAAGGGAACAAUGUCCACUGCAGGCAAAUCAAUAAUGAAAGUUGAAAUUCGAGAAACACCAAAACUAGACAGACAUGAGUAAAACACUGCAGAUUCAACA